UAAGUCUGCCUAUCUGGCAUAUUUGUCUGUCUCUCACCCACCGUGGGCUCUCACCGGCUGCCAAAGUCCCUCUCGGACAGAAUCAAAACACCUCCCCAAACAAAACCAGCUAGACUGACGGAAGUUUGUUUCUCAGUUCCUAACAGGGAAUUGCGACCUUCAGACAUAGCCAAUCACCGGAAAGCUGGCUGUCUUCCCCUCCACCUGUCUUUGCUCCAAGCAAGUUCUGUACCUGCAAGGUGGUGGCACACUGGCUACCGCCACUUAGAGAAAGAGAAUGAGACUCUAGCUUUGGUUACAGAAUCUGGAUUGAAAAAAAAAAAAAGAAUCUGGAUUGAUCUGUACACUCAGAAAGCAGUCAGCAGAGACAACACAACAGAGACCUCCUGGGAGGGGAGAGCAGGGAUUCCAGCCUCAGGGUUUCUGCUAGAGAGGCAAACUGUGGGGGGGGGGGGGUGUUAAGAGGGUGAUACAAGAUACAAAGAGGGAGCCUGGGGGCCAGAGACAAAACUUCCCUGACGGCCUAACUGGGCACCUGCCUGCAUAAAGCCUCCGGUCCUGGCCCUCAGUUCCACUUUUCCCACAUUCAGGAAUAUGAACCCCAGCCCGGCUUCCCCUCUAGCGGCACCAUGGUAACCAGGCCCAGCCUAACGUUCCCUCCCCCCUCCCCCCCCAGAGAACUCUGUUUGUCUCCAGGUACCUAGUCGGGGAUGAACAGAGGGCAAGUGGGCACAGACAGGGAAUGAGAGAGGGGCGGGGUGGGGCGGCAGGGGGAUGGAGCCAGAAGUAGCUAUGGAAGAGAGACUGAGGAUUCAAUCUGGGAGAAGGGGAAGGGGAAGUAGAGAGGCUCAGAGAGGGUGACAGGGUUGGGGAGAGACUCCAAAGGAUGAAGAGGGGGCAAUCUGGGGGGCUAGGGAGCUGUUGGGGAGGCUGAAGGAGAAGGCUGGGGAGAUGGAGGGAGAGACCAGUGAGGAGGGGAAGAGGAGAGAGUCUUCUGGGAGAAAUGUAGAGGACAGCUGGGGCGUGGGGUUGGGAGGGAGGCAGGCAGAGAAGUUGGGGGAAAACCGAAGACAGGGAUGGGGCAGGAGGGGUGGAGAGACCAGAAGACGGGGAGAGACGGGGAAGGAAGUAGACUGGGGCGCACACCGAGUCCCCGAGGUUAGGGGAACGCGCGUGUCCUUGUGGUCUCAGCCUUCCAGUUCCGUGUUUGUCCCACGUGGUUUCAAAGAGCAAGAAGCAGGAGCCGACGGAAAGUGCUGGGGUGUGUGGUCCAGUGUGAACACGCCGCCCCAUCUCCCUGGACCUCCUCCGACCCGCCUCUCCAGGAUGCAGUCAGGGGUGGAGCCACUCAGCUCCCCAAACCUGGCCGGCCACGGCUUGCACAGGGAGGCAGGAUCCGUCCUUGUGGAUCUGGAGGCUACAGAGGAGUCCAUGGCUCGGAGCCUGAGCAGACCCAUCAAAUCCUCAAAGCAGUACCUGCGGCACGUCAUCUCAGAGUAUGAGGCACUGGAUCGGGAGCUCCCGUGUAUCCGAAAGUUCGCAGCACCGCCCUCUGCCCAGCCCCUCUGCCUAUGCAUGGAGACUUCGGAGGAUUUCACGCACCUGGAGGUGCUGGAGGCUCUGGAGGCGGAGAUGCCCGGGGCCAUGGAGAGUGGGCGUGUGAGCAGCAUCCGGUAUGAGAACAUGAAUGUCAUUUGCGGGACGGCCGGCCGCAGAGACAGAUGGCUCAUCACCGUCACAGACUUCCAAACGCGCUCGCGCCUGCUGCGCUCGGGACUCUGUCUCCGCGGAAUCGCUUACCCACUGAUGCGCCACGACGAUCUGCUGCUGGGCGACUACCGCCUUCACCUGCGCCGAUCCCUAGUCCGACGGCGAAUGCUCCAGGCUCUGGGGGCGGAGCCGGUCGAAGAAGAUUGAC
This is a messenger RNA of Alexandromys fortis (reed vole), 1918 nucleotides long. RefSeq names its product chromosome unknown C19orf81 homolog (gene CUNH19orf81). Bases 952 to 1917 code for a protein of 321 amino acids. The transcript is spliced from 5 exons. The record is from RefSeq and is a predicted model, not a curated record. Lineage: Eukaryota; Metazoa; Chordata; Mammalia; Rodentia; Cricetidae.